AAGGGGGCAGGCAGCUGUGCAGGUCCUGGGCCCACACUCACAAUUGGAGGAAGGAAUUCAGGAAGUGCUCACGGCUACUCAGACAUCUCGGAGCCUUGUCCCAAGCAGGACAAAGGCUGCAGCACCCAGGGAUGAGUGGGCCAUGGCCUGGCCUGUGGGGUGGCCCCCAUGUCAGGAGGCCACGGCACCGCGUACAGCCAGCGCUGUCACUUGGGGAAGCCCGGGCCCCAUGUAGAAAAGGAGGCCGAGUCAAAGGGACCGCAGCCCCUGCCGAAGGCCCCAUGGCCCUCGUGGUGCCCCUGCAGUGCCCCCAGCCCGACCUUGCCCAGGGUGGAAGAGCCGCGACUGAGUGAGAGGAUGCAGCCCUUCUGGCGGACUUACUCAGCGGCCUGGCCUGGCUCAGCCCUCACCCGGAGCGGCCAAGUGGAGAACCCGACUGCGCAGGGCUGGAACGGCGCGGGUGUGCGUGGGUGUGGGCCCCUCCGUGUCCGGGGAGUCUUGAGCUCACAUCUUUCAGGACAGCUCUUCUUCCAGAAGCUGCCAGUGGAGUUGACCACGGCUCUUGGGAUCCUGGCCAGAGGCUUAGAAAACAGUAACAGACAGCAGCUGAGGUCUGAUGGCGCAAUGCGGAGUGCCCGCCGGCCUGGUGGGGCCGUGACCCGGGGCCUCAGACCGGCAUCUGCUAGGAGCCCACAAGGAGUGCGGCUGGAAGAGCAGGGCGCCUGCUACCCCCCAGAGCCCCCUGUUUCGGGUGGGGAGCUGAGGCUCUAAGACUCGGCCCUGGUUGCUCAGCAGGUCACCUGCCACACGGGGCCAUGGAAACAGCAGUGAUUGGCGUGGUGGUGGUGCUGUUUGUGGUCACCGUAGCCAUCACCUGCCUCCUCUGCUGCUUCAGCUGUGACUCGAGGACCCAGGAUCCUCAGGGGGGCCCUGGCCGCAGCUUCACAGUGGCCACGUUUCACCAGGAGGCUUCUCUCUUCACGGGGCCGGGUCAUCAUGCCCAGCCGCCGGUGGCGGGUGCCCGGGACUUCUGGACCUUCAUGUGAGGCCUCACAGUCCCCAGGAUUUGUUCUGCUGGUGGGUCAGACCCACUCACCCCCCAGUAAGCCUUCCCUGGUGUCCCACUCCUCCAAGGCUGUAUUGGGCGAACUCCCCGUCCCAGCCCAGCCCAGAUUGCUGUGCCCGCCAGCCUGGGAGAUCUGCAGGGCUGGGACCAUGUGGAAUUCAGCUCCGAGCCCUGAGAGUUCAGCUGGACCCUGCCCACAGGCUGGGGCCUAGGAGAGGCCUGAAGAGUGAGUGACUGACUGGGUAAAGUCGGAUGGAACUGAGGCCAGCUCUUCUGAUUUACCGGGGACUGCAAUAUCACUGGAGCUGACUGGGCACAGAGCGCUAGUUCGCUCAGGUUACCCCAGCGUGCCCGUACAACUGGUUCUAUUGCCACCAGAAGAAACAGUGCCCCCAAGUGGACAUUUUUACAUUUUUAUCUGCCCCUUUGAUCGAGUCGUUCGGUUCCUUGCAAGGGCACAUUGCACAGAAUCCAACCCUGAGACCUGUCCCCUGCCGGUUGCCUGAAAUCAGACCUGCAAUUCUGCAACCAAAGGGCUGCUUCCUUGGGAACAAGUGAUUUAUUUUAUAAUUGAAAAUGUAUAUCCUUAGGGCGCCUGGGUGGCUCAGUUGGUUAAGCAACUGCCUUCGGCUCAGGUCAUGAUCCCGGGGUCCUGGGAUCGAGCCCCGCAUCAG
This is a messenger RNA of Zalophus californianus (California sea lion), 1740 nucleotides long. RefSeq names its product small regulatory polypeptide of amino acid response (gene SPAAR). The transcript has 3 exons. The coding region runs from base 816 to 1046 and encodes 76 amino acids. NCBI's taxonomy places the organism in Eukaryota, Metazoa, Chordata, Mammalia, Carnivora, Otariidae. The record is from RefSeq and is a predicted model, not a curated record.